AUAGCCAAUCCGCUGGUCACGACGUCCGUCAUACGUCCGCCAUGUCGGGUUUCAUCAACUUCAACUCCUUCGACGUCAAGAAGGCGCUGAAAAGGAAGAAAGGGCAGAUCUCCUCGGACUCGGAUUCCGAGCAGCAGGCCAAAGCUAAAGCCAAGCCCAAAGCAAAGCCAAAAGCGCAGCCUGAGGCAGUGCCCCUGCACCAGCUGGCAGCGACAGCCACCGACCUCUCAGGUGUGGCCGUGGUGUCACGGUUUCUGGCCUCGGCCCUGGCCGAGUGGCGGCGGCUUCGGCCGAGCUCCGAGACCUUGGAGAAGCUCCAGGCCUCGGAGCGUACGCUGGUGGCCUCGGAGCCCCCGAGCGCGGAGGUCCUGCAGCCGCUGGUGGACCUCGUGGAGAUGCGAGCUCCGGACGAUCCAGAAUCCAGCAAGGUAGAGCAGGUGUGUCGCAUGUCGCUUGCAAACGAGCAUUUGGCAGCAGAGAAGGUUUACUUGGAGUUGACCAUUGGCAACUCGAAGUGGCCCAUCGGCGGCGGCGAGUUCCUGUCGAGCGAUGGGCCGCAGCCAGGCAAUCGGAUGUGGGGGCAAAAGCUGCGCAAGAUCAAAGAGACGGCCUCCAUCUUGGACAAUGACUCUCAGAAGAGUGCCAUACAAGGGUUGAAGAGACUCAUGAGUUUCGUUCAGGCCACUGAAGUAUGGAGGAAAGCUCAAUCAUGAUAAACGAUGGAAAUAGAUUAUGUAUCAAGAUGUGUGAA
This is a messenger RNA of Durusdinium trenchii, 751 nucleotides long. NCBI's taxonomy places the organism in Eukaryota, Dinophyceae, Suessiales, Symbiodiniaceae. The record is from the annotation of a GenBank genome assembly.